Molecule: messenger RNA, 2884 nt
Organism: Eupeodes corollae
Lineage: Eukaryota; Metazoa; Arthropoda; Insecta; Diptera; Syrphidae
Product: glutamine--fructose-6-phosphate aminotransferase [isomerizing] 2
Exons: 10
Coding region: 562-2646 (694 amino acids)
Biological process (GO): carbohydrate derivative biosynthetic process; UDP-N-acetylglucosamine metabolic process; protein N-linked glycosylation
Molecular function (GO): L-glutamine:D-fructose-6-phosphate transaminase (isomerizing) activity; carbohydrate derivative binding
Source: RefSeq, a predicted model, not a curated record
ACACUUUCUCACAUUUAGUCCUCCGCAGCUUGUAGGCAUAUCGUAGUGUCAGUCUGAGAUUCCCAUCUUAUUAAUAAAGUGUUUUUGGUGAGGACCAACACAAAAUGACAAAAUGCUUUCUCAAAUAAUAAAAAAACAGCAGCUACCAAAAACCAAACGAAACACCAAAACCGAUAAAAGUUACGUCUCCUUAUCGUAUUAACCGCGCGAUACUCACGAUGAAAAUUCACUCUCGUUUGUGAUUUUAAUUGUUUUAAUAGUCUAACAAAAAAGCAAUAAUUUUUUAAGACAAUUUUCUAAUUAGAUUCUACUUGUUUUGUGUUCAGUUAAAUUUAUUUUAUUUUAUUUAAACAACUGUUCUGUGAUUUUUGGUGUAUUUUUCUCGUUGAACGGGAGUAACAAAGUUCGAAUUUCGUUUCUAAUGGAAAGAAAAAAUAAGUUUUAAUUUAAUAAAUAAAUAUUCAAUCGAAUUGGGCAUUAAUUUCGGACAACGGUGGUGGAUAAUUAUCAUCUUUUUAUCAUCGAUUAGUAAAACUCCAUACCUUACUCAAAACCAGGAAAAUGUGUGGAAUAUUCGCAUACCUUAACUAUAUGACACCAAAAUCUCGUCAUGAGGUUCUGGAAUUACUCGUUAACGGACUGAAACGUUUGGAAUAUCGUGGUUAUGACUCAACUGGCGUUGCCAUUGAUUCAAUGGAUGGCAAAGAUAUUGUUAUGGUUAAACGAUGUGGCAAAGUUAAGGUUCUAGAAGAUGCUAUUGCAGAAAAAUUUAGUGGUCCAAAUUUUGAUGAACCUAUUCAGACUCAUGUUGGUAUAUCACAUACCCGUUGGGCUACUCAUGGUGUUCCAUCGGAAACAAAUUCUCAUCCACAACGUUCGGAUGAAUCUAACUCAUUUGUUGUUGUACACAACGGAAUUAUUACAAAUUACAAAGAUGUCAAGACAUUCCUUGAAAAACGUGGUUAUGUUUUUGAAUCAGAUACUGAUACCGAAGUAAUGGCUAAGCUUAUACAUCAUUUGUGGAAACAACAUCCUGGCUAUUCGUUUAGAGAACUAGUAGAGCAGGUUAUUCAGCAAAUGGAAGGUGCAUUUGCAAUCACAUUCAAAUCAAAGCAUUUCCCCGGUGAAUGCGUUGCAUCACGUCGUGGUUCACCCUUAUUGGUUGGUAUUAAAACAAAGACUCGUUUAGCCACAGAUCACAUUCCAAUUUUAUACGGAAAAGAUGAUAUUAAAACACAAACCGAGAAAGAAACUGAAGCUGCUAGCACCCAAGAACAUCGUCCACAUGGUACUGCUCGUGAAAUGCCAGUUCUUCCACGUUCUGAAAGCACCUCUGAAUUCAUGCCACUAGAAGACAAGGAAGUCGAGUAUUUCUUUGCAUCGGAUGCCUCAGCUGUGAUUGAACACACCAAUCGUGUCAUAUAUCUAGAGGACGAUGAUGUAGCUGCAGUCAAAGAUGGUGCUCUAAGUAUUCAUCGUCUGAAACGUUGCGUCGAUGAUGCUCAUGCUCGUGAAAUUACUACUCUCAAGAUGGAAAUACAACAAAUCAUGAAAGGCAACUAUGAUUAUUUCAUGCAAAAAGAAAUUUUCGAACAACCCGAGUCCGUGAUUAAUACCAUGCGUGGUCGUAUGAAUUUUGUCAAUCAAACCAUUGUCCUUGGUGGUAUCAAGGAAUACAUUCCUGAAAUCAAACGCUGCCGUCGUCUGAUGUUGAUUGGCUGUGGAACAUCUUAUCACAGUGCUGUGGCUACUCGCCAAUUGCUGGAAGAACUCACCGAGCUGCCUGUUAUGGUUGAACUUGCUUCAGAUUUCCUCGAUCGUAAUACGCCUAUUUUCCGUGAUGAUGUUUGCUUCUUCAUCUCGCAAUCUGGAGAAACAGCAGAUACCCUAAUGGCUUUACGUUACUGCAAGCAACGUGGAGCUUUGAUUGUAGGUAUCACGAAUACUGUAGGUAGUUCGAUCUGCCGUGAAUCCCACUGUGGUGUUCACAUUAAUGCAGGCCCAGAAAUCGGUGUUGCCUCGACCAAAGCUUACACAUCGCAAUUCAUAUCCUUGGUUAUGUUUGGUUUGGUAAUGAGUGAAGAUCGAAUUUCUUUGCAACAACGACGAAAAGAAAUUAUAGACGGACUGUCAAAACUAGACAAACAAAUCCGACAGGUUCUUCAGUUGGAUUCGAAAGUACAAGAAUUAGCAAAAGAUUUGUAUCAGCACAAAUCUCUCUUAAUCAUGGGAAGAGGAUAUAAUUUCGCUACUUGUUUGGAAGGUGCCUUGAAAGUAAAAGAAUUGACAUACAUGCAUAGUGAGGGUAUUAUGGCUGGUGAAUUGAAACACGGACCUUUGGCACUAGUGGAUGGUUCCAUGCCAGUUCUUAUGAUAGUACUACGUGAUCCUGUUUACAUCAAAUGUAUGAAUGCACUACAACAGGUGACGUCACGUAAAGGACGCCCAAUCAUCGUAUGCGAAGAAGGCGACGAAGAAACGAAGUCCUAUUCGUCAAGGAGCUUGGAAAUUCCACGUACAGUUGACUGUCUUCAAGGUGUAUUAACUGUCAUUCCUAUGCAAUUACUUUCCUACCACAUAGCCGUGAUGCGUGGCUGUGAUGUUGAUUGUCCGAGAAAUUUGGCCAAAUCAGUCACUGUUGAAUAAAUAUUUGACCAUUCAUUUUUUUUGUUUAUCCUUAGUUUUGUUAAAAUAUUCAUACAUUUUUUUCUUUAAUAUUGAAUUUAAAUACAAACGUACAUUAAAAUGUAAAACUCUUUUCACCACUCAAAGCAUAUAUUACUCCGCGUUUCGUGUUGGAAGAAUUUUUAUUUUAUUUGAAUAUUUUAUUUGUUAUUGUUAAAAAAUUAAUUUUGUUUUUUGUUUGUUUUCUUCUUUUUUUUUU